Molecule: messenger RNA, 450 nt
Organism: Osmia bicornis bicornis
Lineage: Eukaryota; Metazoa; Arthropoda; Insecta; Hymenoptera; Megachilidae
Exons: 3
Coding region: 1-450 (149 amino acids)
Source: RefSeq, a predicted model, not a curated record
AUGCUUUACUCAGGUCAUCCGGUUGGACUGCUAGGAGAAGAAGGAGGAGCUACAACAGGCACGCUAAGCGAUGGUGUCCCCGGAAUCGAAUCGUCUGAACACCAUAAUCCCCCAGAAAUGCUCGACGGACUUGACGGAACAGCAGGAACUUGCAAAAAAGAGAAGGAUAUAAAUAAAGACGGUCAGGCUAAGUUAGAUCACCCUAACCUAGGUACGGAGUGUUGUAAGCUUUGCGGCAAGAGCGUAGCGAACAUAAAAAAGCACAUGAAAUCGCAUUUCCCCGAUAAGUAUCAGUGCCAAAUAUGCAUGAUAUCGUUAACGAGAUCGGACAAUUUGAAAAGGCAUAUUAAAUUAAAGCACGGGAUACAAGAGGGAUCGUUGAUAUCGCCGUUCAUGCGUUUAGAGCACAAACACUUUCUAGCGAAAUCGGAAUCAGCUUACCUCACCUAG